Messenger RNA from Rotaria socialis, 1827 nucleotides. The record is from the annotation of a GenBank genome assembly. NCBI's taxonomy places the organism in Eukaryota, Metazoa, Rotifera, Eurotatoria, Philodinida, Philodinidae.
AUGCUCCAAAUUCAAACAAGAUCUGCUGAUUCUGUUGCUGCUCUAUGGCAAGCGGCACAAAUUUUAAAUGUACAACCACCUGGUAAUUGGAACAAUUAUGCACAUCCUAGUGUUACGACGGGUUCAACGGGAGCAGCUCAAGUUGGUAUUUCAACAGUCGAAAAUGUCAUGGCAUGUUGGCCCAUACCGGAUCAGUUUCUUCAUGACGCCGUUCAAAAUGUUCGAUUAUUAGUGAUUGCAGCCAGUGAAAGUUCUUAUACUGCUCAAGCUUUUGUCUUCAAUACUGAAUCGGGUGCUUCGUUGUCAUCAUUGAUUAUCGUUGCGAAUAAAAUCAAUUUACCAGCAGAUCCGAAUUCACCUGUUGCCAUACGUUACGUAGCAAUCAAUACUAAUGUAGGAGAAAUAAAUAUCAUCCAACAAAAACUUGCUGCGGAUCAGUUCGCCUGGUUUAAUCAACAAACAUUCAAUCGUGCAUUCAUAAUUGAUAAAUCUACUUUUAGUGAUCUUCAUCGUAAUCAAGUCGGUUUGGUUGAAGCAAUCGAUAAGUAUCUGUCGAACAAUGUUGUCAAAGCUGAAGUUUUAGCUCAAUACAAUGAUUCACUUCUGACAGCAUUACAAACAAAUGUUGCAUCACUAAAACUAUCAAUUCAAAAAUUAAAAUUAACAAAAAUUUCAAGUAAUCAUAUCCGAAUGUUUCUGGCAACAUUAGCCAAAGACUAUGGAUUCGAUGAUAUCUUUUCUGAUCCACAACAAUUACAAACAUCAAAAUUUUCCUACGAAAACAUCUUUACAAAACCAGUAGUUGGUGAACAUACGAAUCAAUCUAUCAAAUAUGUUUGGAUACUCGGUGAAAAGAUGAAUAAUUUAACAUAUACAAUCAAUUUCCUAUAUAUGGAAAUUAAUUCACAAGUUUUAAUUGAAACCGUAUUGCCCAACAAUACAAACACAUCACAGAUUGUUCAAGGUAGUAAACAAUUGAAAAUUGUGCGUACAGCUACAUUAACUGACGACGGUCACUUCAUUCAAGAACGUCUACUAACACCGCAGACAACAUGGACAUUACAAACGACUAAAGUUGCAUUGAAUAUUUUACGAUUCAUCAGCGCAAGUACUUUAGCUCCACAACGAAAUCGAAUGUUGUCGUAUUUUCAACCUGAAAUUAUCUCAAAAAGUCAUAACCGCAACAGUAAUGAUGAUACAACAUCAUCGAAUUCUAUAGAUAAAAUAAGCACCUUAGCAAAUGCUAUUUCUUCUAUUGCCAAGGUGGCCAAAGAAAUUUUCAGCAUCUUUAAGUCCAGUAGUAGUAGUACUAUUAUCAACCGAACUAUGCAAGCAGGUUUUAAACAUUUUGAUCAGAAAACAAGAAUUUUGAAAGUCCUCAAUAUGCCAGCUGAACGAGCAACAGAAUUUGUUAACGCCAUUAUUAUGGAUUAUAAUCUACCGUCUCAAGGAAGCUUUAUGCUAGGUUUAACAUAUUCAGAUGACUUUGCCUGGGAUUAUGUUGAAUAUCUUUACUCGCCGGACCAAAAUGGAAUCUAUCGUUCGUUAACCCUAUUCAAAAAUGGUGAUAGUCGAACGAAUACGGCAUCUUUUUACAUUGUCGAUAUCAAUGCUAAUUGGGAAAUAGCGCCUGACUUAUUGAUUAUUGAGAAACGUAAAAGUCGACUGGGUGGUCUUUUUGAAAAAACAACACAGUCAAUAGAGUAUGUUCCUCAUACGUUAACAUUCGACGAAGCUACUAGACUCAAAGAAUUCUUUACGCUUCUUGCAAUAGAUAAGAUGGCUGUUACUUUGGGUAUUAAAAUCCCAGCGCUACAAUUGAAAUAA